UCAGCUUGGUCGUCGUCUUUUCCUUUGCUCAAGCUCCAUUCUCAAAGUUCUUCCCGAGUCAAGCACAAACUCUCAUCAUGACGAUUGACCAGGUUGGUCCCAAUGGCUCUCGUGCUCCGUGGGGUCAUUCUAACCGCAUCUACUCGAUCCUCCAAUACAAUUAUAUCGUGUUCCCCUGUACCCUGUUGCUGACCUUUUACGGACUCAGAAGGCUGGUUGACUACACCGGGUACUAUGCUCAAGUAUCGGACGAGGGCUGGACGCGAUCGGCGACCAUUCAUGCUGUCUUGACUGCGUUCUUCUUUUUUAUCCAGAUCCCUCCGUAUGCCAAUACUCUGGGCCUGUGUCUGCCUAUGCAGCCGUAUAAAUAUUCUACAGGUCCCAAAACGAGACGCCUCGGUACUUUGAGGGUCUGCCUUGUCACGAAGGGGACCAAUGUGCAAGCCGCAAUCAAAUCCGCCCACUGCUGGGACGUCCUCACACAGCGCAACCAUCCCUCGGUCCACUUCCAUGUCCUCGUGGACAACGAUAACAGCGAUGAGUUUCGCCAGCAGCUGCCUUCAUAUAUUACGGUGGACCAGGUUCCCAAGCAUGUCCCUUCCAAACGGGCCAUGUAUAAAGCGCGGGCGUUGGAGCAUUUCCGUCAGAAAUACAAGCUAUCCAAGGAGGAUUGGGUGCUGCAUCUUGAUGAGGAAUCCGAGAUCGAUGAGCACGUCAUGGUCACUUCGCUGGACUUUAUUAAGCGCGGAACGGCGCUGUUUGGCAAUGGAACCAUCUACUACACGUCGACCAACCACUGGACGAACACAUUCCUAUCGGCAGCCGAGGUCGUCCGCCUGGCGGAGGACUAUGGACGCUUUCAACUUCCAUUCAAGGCGUUCCGACGACCCUUACUGGGCUGGAUCCAUGGCUCAUGGAUGCUCAUUAAUGGCGAGGUGGAAAAUACCAUCAAAUGGGACACUGACAACGUGUGCGAGGAUUACUGGUUUGGUUAUCACGCCGCCAAACAUGGCUUCAAGUUCGAAUGGGUACACGCCCUCUUCCGUGAGCAACCCCCCGUCAGUGUUCUGGACUUUUGGAGGCAGCGUCGCCGUUGGUAUACCGGAAUCUGGGGGGUGAAUACUAUCACUGUGCGACUGGCACUGAUUGCAGCCGGAUUGGGUGGACUUGGGAUCUUCAUCUUCCCCAUUAUCGCGCUUUUUGGCGUCCGCGUUGUGGUUCCUCCCUGGUACUGGCCUUGGAUGUUAUUUAACGACGCGACGAAUCUCCACGUCCUGGUUGUGGCGGGGGUUCUGCAAGAUCUCAGCGUUGCCGACAUUUCCAUCGUAAGCAUCGUGUAUCAUGUCAUCAUGUCGGUGCUUCUAUCGCCCUUUGCACACAUUCUUCAAACGGUAGCGCUGGCUUCGGCACUGGUAGUUCCAUCGAAGGGGUACUGUGUCAUCGACAAAACUUAA
Molecule: messenger RNA, 1454 nt
Organism: Aspergillus ibericus CBS 121593
Lineage: Eukaryota; Fungi; Ascomycota; Eurotiomycetes; Eurotiales; Aspergillaceae
Product: glycosyltransferase family 2 protein
Exons: 6
Coding region: 78-1454 (458 amino acids)
Cellular component (GO): cytoplasm
Molecular function (GO): beta-1,4-mannosyltransferase activity
Source: RefSeq, a predicted model, not a curated record